Lotus japonicus is the source of this 3467-nucleotide messenger RNA. Its product is annotated as clathrin interactor EPSIN 2-like. The record is from RefSeq and is a predicted model, not a curated record. NCBI's taxonomy places the organism in Eukaryota, Viridiplantae, Streptophyta, Magnoliopsida, Fabales, Fabaceae. The transcript is spliced from 14 exons. Gene Ontology annotation, biological process: endocytosis. Gene Ontology annotation, cellular component: clathrin vesicle coat; endosome; plasma membrane. Bases 242 to 3094 code for a protein of 950 amino acids. Gene Ontology annotation, molecular function: clathrin binding; phospholipid binding.
UUCAUUGUUGUUAUUUUUGACAUUUACAUAACACCAACAACAACAACAACUCAAAAGAGAGGUCUCUGCGACUGCAAUCUCUCUCUAGCGUUCGUUCUUUCGUUGCCAAUCGCUCAUCCAUCAAUCAUCUUUGCUUUCUUCUUCCCUUUCUGCCGACGACGAAUUUCCUGCGUUUAGAUCAGCAGACAUUGAUAUUUUCUUAUUACUGCUGGCUCUUACCUUGUACUGAAGACCAGCUACAAUGAAGAAGGUUAUCGGUCAAACUGUUCGGGACCUUAAGAGAGAAGUGAAUAAGAAAGUGCUGAAAGUCCCUGGGAUUGAACAGAAGGUUCUUGAUGCUACCAGCAAUGAACCUUGGGGUCCUCAUGGAUCACUUCUUGCUGAUAUUGCUCAGGCAACCAGAAACCCUUAUGAAUACCAGAUGAUUAUGGCAGUAAUCUGGAAACGAAUUAAUGACACUGGCAAGAAUUGGCGGCAUGUCUACAAGGCUUUGACGGUACUAGAGUACUUGGUGGCUCAUGGUUCUGAACGAGUCAUAGAUGAAAUCAGAGAACAUGCUUAUCAAAUAUCGACAUUGUCCGAUUUUCAAUAUAUUGACUCCAGUGGACGAGAUCAAGGAAACAAUGUCAGGAAGAAAUCUCAGAGUCUUGUCGUCCUUGUGAAUGAUAAAGAAAGAAUCAUAGAGGCUAGACAGAAGGCUGCAUCUAACAGGGACAAGUUUCGUAACAAUGCCCCUGGUGGGAUGUAUAGACCUGGUUCACAUUCAAGCAGUGGAGCCUAUGGUGAGAGAUACGAGGAUGAUCGUUAUGGAAACAGGGAGGAAGAUAGAAAUGGCUAUGGAAGAGAAAGAGAAUGGGGAUCUAGAGAUGAUGAUCGAAAUAGUCGGGAUGGAGAUCGUUAUGGAAGAGAUUAUGAGGAACGUUAUGGCAGGGAUGGUUACAGAGAUGAUGACUCCAGGGGAAGAAGUCGAAGUGUUGAUUACCAAUAUGAUACCCGAAGCAGGAGCUCUGAUAGAGACCGUAGUUAUGAGGAUGAUGGCCAGCACUCAUCUCGAGGUAGCAAUGCUAAAGCUGACGACCAAUCUCUAGAAGCAAGGCUUGAGCGGAAACUUUCUGAGCAAAAUAUGGGUGCUCCUCCUAGUUAUGAAGAAGCUGUUGGUGAAUCUCAGAGCCCUGUGCAGGGUGAAAGGGGUGUAGAAACUUCAGCACCAUCUGCUCCAAGUGGCUCGUCUCCCCAUGCAAGUGAAAAUCCUAGCCAAUCCUCUCCUCCUACAGGGUCCUCUCCUGUCAACAAUUAUCCAACCGAAGCAACUGCUGCUUCCAGUACUGCUGCAUCAGGAACCCAGGAAAUUGGGGCCACUGAUGACUUUUUUGACCCUCGUGGUCCUGCAUCAGCUGCCUCAACAACCUCUAAUAAUGUUGAAGUGGACUUUCUUGGUUCCCUGUCAGACUCAUUCUCUUCAAAUGCAUUGUCUCUUGUUCCAGCUACAUCAGCAACUGCAGCAACUGAGGCAAACACUGGUUCAACAGCUUCCUUCGCUGCACCGUCUUCCGGGUCCAGUAAUUUCAAUCAAUCUUUUGAAGAUCCAUUUGGCGAUUCGCCAUUCAAGGCUGUUACUUCCACUGAAACUGCUCCAUCUCAACCCCAGCCUUAUCAGAGCAUUGAACCCUCCCAAUCAAAUGGUUAUAACGCAGAAACGGUCCCUGACUUCGGGUUUGGGGACUCAUUUUCUGUUGUACCAUACUCCGCACCUGCUACCAGUGAUCCUCAACCUUUCUCUUCAAACUCCCAGUUUUUGUCAUCUCAACAGCAGGAAACUGAUAUUCUGGCUGACAUUCUUCCUCCUGCACCAUUACCUGAGACAGCUUCACAGCAGAACUUUUCACCUCCUGCUUUUGCCCAAACUUCACCUUCCUUUUCAGCUCCAUCAGGCCAAAUGGCACGACAACCUUUUUCUGAACCAACUGGCCAACUCCCUCACCAAGGUUUCUCAGGAGCAACCAAUCAACCUGCACAAACCUUUUCAGCUCCCCCUGGUCAACAUUCCCAGCCAGCCUUCUCAGCUCAUAAUGGCCAACCGCUACAAGCGCAGUCUUCCUUUUCAGCUCCGACCAGCCAAUAUGCUCAACAACCCUUUUCUUCUCAUGCCGGUCAACCUGGUUUGAACUCAUUUUCAUCGCCUACUGGCCAACCUAUGCAGCAACCUUUUGGUCAAUCUGCACAAUCUAGUUCUCAUGUCUACAAUGGAUUGCAAUCCCAGGAGAGAUCUCUUAUUCCAGGAGCUCCAAACAUGUCUUCUCAAUCCCAAAAUGGAUAUAAUGGGCCUAUGAACAGUGGGAACUUCUUGCCACAAGGAUCUCCAGCAGCUUUUCAUUCACACAUGGCUCCCCAAGCUCCAACAGGACAGCUGGCACAGAACACAAACUUCCCUCAUGGUCAAGCAUCACAGUUUAACAGCCAGAACUUCAUUGGACAAGGGAAUGCAGCUCCCUUUAGCUCACAAAUUACCCAUCAACAACCUACUUCUAAUGCUUCACAGUAUGCUGUUUCGAUGGGAUCGAAUGCACUAGUUUCCCAACCACCCAAGGAUAAAUUUGAGACAAAAUCAACAGUUUGGGCUGAUACACUAAGCAGAGGACUUGUUAAUUUGAAUAUAUCUGGACCUAAAAUAAAUCCCUUGUCAGAUAUUGGGAUUGACUUUGAAUCAAUUAACAGGAAGGAGAAGAGAAUGGAGAAACAACCUACCGCACCUGUAACAUCAACUAUAACUAUGGGUAAAGCUAUGGGAUCAGGUUCAGGCAUUGGUCGGGCCGGUGCGGGUGCCCUAAGACCAAAUCCAAACGCUAUGAUGGGUUCUGGCAUGGGUAUGGGCAUGGGCAACGCUCCUGGUGUUGGUAUGGGUAUGGGAGGCUAUGGAGGCAUGAAUCCAUCCAUGGGCAUGGGUAUGGGAAUGGGGGGUAUGGGUAUGGGGCAAGGAUACCAGGUGCAACAACCCCCUGCUGGAAUGCCACCUGGGGCCAACAUGCCAGGUAACUAUAACUCCAUGACUGGUCCGGGCGGUUAUGCUCAACAGCCAUAUGGCGGCUAUCGAUGAGAUUGAACAUCAUUCUUAGAGCUAGCAAGGUGAAGUAUUGUUGAUUGUUUUGCUACAAAUUGAGAGAGAAGCCAUUUCAAUACUAGUGCCAACUAGUAGUCCACAUAGACAACAGUUGGACUUAUAGUGGUGUAUCAUUGAAGUUGCAACUUACUGUAAAGUGACCCAGUGUGAUGUAUGUUUAUUUGUUAUAAAUAUGCUAUUACCAUUCUUUUUUGGGUCACCCUUUUAUAGGUGCUUUUGAGCAUCAGUGUUGUGUACUUGUUAUGGGAUAGAAUAACCUUACUCAGGUUAUUGCUUUCUUGUUCCUCAUUUUUUGAACACCAACAAGUGGUUUGAUAUUAAUAUAUUCUUUUUUCCAUUGUACUUUUAA